Molecule: messenger RNA, 2247 nt
Organism: Penicillium angulare
Lineage: Eukaryota; Fungi; Ascomycota; Eurotiomycetes; Eurotiales; Aspergillaceae
Exons: 1
Coding region: 1-2247 (748 amino acids)
Molecular function (GO): protein dimerization activity
Source: RefSeq, a predicted model, not a curated record
AUGACAUCUACACCAAAUCCCUUCUCGCGGAGGACGCGUGGUCUUCCACGCCGGGACUAUAAUGCUUUACACAAUGGCCUGGUCUCAUCACCUUCCGAGCAAUCCGAGGAAUCUAUUUGUGAAAUAGGAAGACCGUACUCUCCAGAGCCCUCCUCGUCUGUAGACACCGAGGAAAUACCCCGAUCUAAACGGUCUUACUGUAUGCCCAGCUCUUCACCCCACCCGAUUGAUCUGGCAUUGUCGGAUAGCACGAGCAAUGCGAGUAGCCCGCACCCGCAUAAGAGCCGAAAAAUCAAGUCAUAUUCCAGCUGGACCAUUGAGCACUUUUGGACCACGGAACUGGACAACACUUGGUGUCGGCAGGGUGGUCCACCGAAGAAAGACCGACUGCUAGUUUGCAAGCAUUGUAACUGGUCCUCUAGGGAUUCGGCGCGCUAUGGUUCCACAUCGAAUUUAUCGGUGCAUCUCCAGACUAAGCAUCGCAUCAAAUCCGGGACCCACUCCAUGUUCUUGCCCACUGCGGAAGGGAAUCUUGAUCAGUUUUUCGAGUUACCGAGGAAACACGUUGAUGUUGGAAAUGCACUAGUCCAAUGGGUCAUCCAAACCAGACAGCCUUUCACAGUCGUGGAGCAUCCCGCGUUCAAGGCGCUUAUUGAAGCGACGGGGGCUAAAUUGCCCAUCAAGACCGCUGAUACCCUUUGCAACAGAAUCAAGGAAGCAUUUCAUUUGACUAGGGCUUGUGUGAAAGACGAGCUUGCCAGGAGUAGUCGGACGCUCGCACUCUCUCUUGACGUUUGGACGUCAGAGAAUCAGAUUGCGAUAAUGGGUAUCAUGGGUCAUUGGAUCUCACCCGAGUUUGCAAAGAGAGAAGAGCUCCUUGAAUUCACCGACAUCAAUGGACCGCAUUCUGGCGAAAAUCUAGCGGAGAUUGUGUUCAAGCUGCUAGAGGAACUUGACAUCGCGCCCAAGCUCCUGACCAUCACAGGGGAUAAUGCAAGCAACAAUGGGACCCUCUGCGAUAGCCUCCAUGAGGAGCUCCUUAAAAAGUACGACAAUGAUGAUGACCGCUUUCGCAUUAGGCCUUUAAUGCGGUUCCGUGGACGGCAGAGCUUCAUUCCUUGCCUUGCCCAUAUCCUCAAUCUAAUUUGCAAGGACGUGCUAGCUUCUUUAAAGGCUGGCUCGGCUCGAGAAGCGAAGGCGAUGCUGGACGACAUGGCCAUCCAUACUAGUCCAGUAUUCAACUCCCUUCACAGCACAAAGGGUGCAAUUAUGAAAAUCCGACUUCUGACCCUUUGGAUCGCCCGCAGCCCACAGCGCCGCCAAGAUUGGAAAGAAGUGUCACCCGGCAAACAAGUCAGUUAUGAUGUUGACACCCGAUGGAAUUCGACUUAUAUCAUGAUUCAGGAUGCACUUCGGCUGCAAACUCAGCUCGGACAAUUUGUUCGGAUACAUCCAGAAGUGCAGGCCCUUCAGCUCACCGAUGACGAAUGGUCAACGCUUCAGCAAGUGGCGAAGAUUCUCAAGCCAUUCUGGGAUCACACAAACGCCGUGUCAAAGGCUCGUCCGACAAUUGUGGAAAGUCUACCGAUUUACUGGAGCUUGGACGACUUGUUAAACGAUGUCCGGAAUGCAGAGGGAGAUUUUGAAGACGUUAACAUUGAAAUUCGAGAUGCAGUGGAAAGAGGGAUUCGAAAGAUGAAUAAGUUUGCGAGGAAAAUGGACGACAACCUUCUUUACUACGUCGCUUCCGUUUUGGAUCCGCGAAUCAAGUCGUCCUUGAUUGUGUCGCAGAUGAGUGAGCAGGAUUCGGGGCUCAUUGUUUCUCAAGUGCGCAACUUCCUUAAGAAAGAAUAUCCUCCAGAGGCAGUUGUCUCACAUGAAUCUGAGCAUUCACGUCCACCGGGGAUGUCGGAAACAAUGUGGAGAACUCUGCGCAAAGUCCAGCCGGCUCAAGGGAGUCUAACAUCCGACAUUGAUAAGUAUCUGGACUCACCACCGGUGAGCUGGUCCCACCACAUGAUCGGCGAUGCGGACGAAGAAUGGGUCUUGAAAUGGUGGAGGGCUAACAAAUUUAAUUUCCCGCUCAUGGCAAAAGCCGCUCGCGACUACCUAGCGAUCCCCUCUGCAGAGGUCGGUAUUGAACGUGAGUUUAGUAAUGCUAGAGAUGUGUUGGGCCUCCGCAGACACUGUCUGAAUGCGGAGACUAUGCGAUGGUUGAUGCUAUUGAAAGAACGGUAUUCAGCAUAG